This is a messenger RNA of Paramecium octaurelia, 2950 nucleotides long. The record is from the annotation of a GenBank genome assembly. Lineage: Eukaryota; Ciliophora; Oligohymenophorea; Peniculida; Parameciidae.
AUGUUGUAAUCAUUCGCUAGCAAUGUCGGUUGUCCAAAUCACAAUCAACCAAUCAGUUAUAUUGAUACCAAGAAGGAUACACCGAUUAAUAAUAGGGCCAAAUGUUUGAAUUGCACACCUUUGAAUGAUGCUGUUCCAUUGAAAAAUGCUCUAGAGAAAUUCAAGAAAUUGAAAGAGGACGAGAAACAACAGAUUAGAAAUUAUAGAAAAAACAAGAUCUACGAUUUCUUGGAAUUCAAGAAGGUCAUUCAUCAACUUUCUGAAUCCAUUUCACAAUCUCUCAAUGAAAUUAGUAAAUAGAUUAAUGAAAGAAUCGAAAAGAUUGUCGGAGUCAUUCAAUAAGCCUAAUCAGUUCAAUGGCAAUUCGAUAUUAAUGAGUAUUUGACCAUAAGUGGAUUGCAAAAUAUAGGAUUACAAUUAAGUUAGUAAGGAAAUGAGUUUUCACUGAUCAAAGCUGGUUACUCUGUGGUUCAAAUGAAGAAGGAACAACAACUGUAAACCACUCUUUCCAAUUAUCAAAACAACAUCAAGUCUAUCCAAAGCAAUAUGGAAAUACUCAAAGAAUCUCUAACCACCAAUCUUAUCAUUAAUGAAGAAAUCGUGGGGAAGGCUCCCUAAAAGGAAAAGUGCUUAGCCACAGCCUUCAACAAAGACAAUUCCAUAAUGAUAAGCACCUCUGAAGAACUCAUUAAGGUCUGGACUUUCGACAAUGGCAAAUUGGAAUUGUUUCAAACAUUGAAAGGACAUGACAAAGAAGUCACCUGUCUCUACUUCAGUCGUAAGAAUAAUUGGUUCAUCUCCGGGAGUCGAGACAAGACCCUAAGAAUUUGGAAGGAGUUUAGUAAUAGUGAAUGGGGAUGUAUAUAGAUUUUAGAAGGCAAUAGUUUUUGCAUCAAUUGUGUUAUUAUAAACUAAUACGAAGAUCAAAUCUUAUCCAGUAGAGAUGAUAAUAAAAUCAAGGUGUGGAUGCAAGAAUCCUUACUGACUUCAUAACAGCCACAAUGGAAAUGCUAUCAAACUCUACAGGAUCAUAAGAAGGACGUUUAUUCAUUGAGUUUAAACUCAGCUGGCACAAUGUUGGUUUCCGGCUCUUAUGAUAAAACUAUAAUUAUCUAUGAGUUGGAUGAAUAGUAACAAUGGAGAUUAAAGCAAGUGAUAUAGAAUGAUUAUGAAAAUUGGGUGCAUUCAGUUUGUGUCAUCAAUGACAAGCUAAUUGUCACCAAAUUAUAUAAUGGGGUGGUUAUUCUUUAUCAAUAUAUGGAAUCGGUUGAAUCAUUCGAAUAGAUUCAAGAACUAGAACUCAGUAAAUCGAAGAUGAGUUACUUCGAUUUCUUCCACAUGUUCUACAAUCAGUAAUUGUAAUCCAUCUUCUGUCGUCAUCUUGAUUGCAUUUANAUAUAUAAUAUAAAUGUUGUAAUCAUUCGCUAGCAAUGUCGGUUGUCCAAAUCACAAUCAACCAAUCAGUUAUAUUGAUACCAAGAAGGAUACACCGAUUAAUAAUAGGGCCAAAUGUUUGAAUUGCACACCUUUGAAUGAUGCUGUUCCAUUGAAAAAUGCUCUAGAGAAAUUCAAGAAAUUGAAAGAGGACGAGAAACAACAGAUUAGAAAUUAUAGAAAAAACAAGAUCUACGAUUUCUUGGAAUUCAAGAAGGUCAUUCAUCAACUUUCUGAAUCCAUUUCACAAUCUCUCAAUGAAAUUAGUAAAUAGAUUAAUGAAAGAAUCGAAAAGAUUGUCGGAGUCAUUCAAUAAGCCUAAUCAGUUCAAUGGCAAUUCGAUAUUAAUGAGUAUUUGACCAUAAGUGGAUUGCAAAAUAUAGGAUUACAAUUAAGUUAGUAAGGAAAUGAGUUUUCACUGAUCAAAGCUGGUUACUCUGUGGUUCAAAUGAAGAAGGAACAACAACUGUAAACCACUCUUUCCAAUUAUCAAAACAACAUCAAGUCUAUCCAAAGCAAUAUGGAAAUACUCAAAGAAUCUCUAACCACCAAUCUUAUCAUUAAUGAAGAAAUCGUGGGGAAGGCUCCCUAAAAGGAAAAGUGCUUAGCCACAGCCUUCAACAAAGACAAUUCCAUAAUGAUAAGCACCUCUGAAGAACUCAUUAAGGUCUGGACUUUCGACAAUGGCAAAUUGGAAUUGUUUCAAACAUUGAAAGGACAUGACAAAGAAGUCACCUGUCUCUACUUCAGUCGUAAGAAUAAUUGGUUCAUCUCCGGGAGUCGAGACAAGACCCUAAGAAUUUGGAAGGAGUUUAGUAAUAGUGAAUGGGGAUGUAUAUAGAUUUUAGAAGGCAAUAGUUUUUGCAUCAAUUGUGUUAUUAUAAACUAAUACGAAGAUCAAAUCUUAUCCAGUAGAGAUGAUAAUAAAAUCAAGGUGUGGAUGCAAGAAUCCUUACUGACUUCAUAACAGCCACAAUGGAAAUGCUAUCAAACUCUACAGGAUCAUAAGAAGGACGUUUAUUCAUUGAGUUUAAACUCAGCUGGCACAAUGUUGGUUUCCGGCUCUUAUGAUAAAACUAUAAUUAUCUAUGAGUUGGAUGAAUAGUAACAAUGGAGAUUAAAGCAAGUGAUAUAGAAUGAUUAUGAAAAUUGGGUGCAUUCAGUUUGUGUCAUCAAUGACAAGCUAAUUGUCACCAAAUUAUAUAAUGGGGUGGUUAUUCUUUAUCAAUAUAUGGAAUCGGUUGAAUCAUUCGAAUAGAUUCAAGAACUAGAACUCAGUAAAUCGAAGAUGAGUUACUUCGAUUUCUUCCACAUGUUCUACAAUCAGUAAUUGUAAUCCAUCUUCUGUCGUCAUCUUGAUUGCAUUUACAUUUUAUUCCAAUAAACAACAGGGAGAUAUGGAGUCCAAUAGAAAAUCACAGACAACUACAGAGGUGGCAGUUUGACUGACAAUGGAGAAUACAUAGCCUUGUGGAAUAACAAUAAUAAAUAAUUAGAAAUAAGAUAACAAGAGUGA